Molecule: messenger RNA, 1476 nt
Organism: Cloeon dipterum
Lineage: Eukaryota; Metazoa; Arthropoda; Insecta; Ephemeroptera; Baetidae
Gene: AstA
Product: allatostatin A
Exons: 3
Coding region: 167-1006 (279 amino acids)
Molecular function (GO): neuropeptide hormone activity
Source: RefSeq, a predicted model, not a curated record
GCAUGCAGUCGCUACACACGUGUUUAUAAAGGGGCGACUCACCCUUGCGAGCCGAUAACACUUUGGUUUAUGCAACGAGCAGCAACAGCCUUCGCCACAACAGGUGGAGCUGCUCUGACUUCCUUCGCCACUUGCUGACUGGACCACAUCCUUUGGGCUGAAGAUAAUGGGCAGUGAAAAUGGCAGACUGUCUUGCUGGUGUUUGCUGCUGGUCGCAGUUGCCCUGCACGGCGCUACGGGGGUCGCCGGCGUGGAGACCCCUGGAAACGAGGUGGCCUCGGCAGCGGUUGCCACCGGCCACCAGCACGAGGAGGCCUCGGGUCCGUUGACCGGCGAGGAGGACGACCUCGACUGGGAGUACCUGAGCGGCGGCAACGGCGGCGUCCUUCCGCCGGCCAGCAAGCGCGCCUACUACGUGUCCGAGUUCAAGAGACUGCCCGUCUACAACUUCGGUCUCGGCAAACGCACGCCGGCCAACGGCAAUAAGUACUACGCUUUCGGGCUGGGCAAGCGUGAGCGCAGCGGCCGCCAGUACUCGUUCGGCCUUGGCAAGCGGCUCCACAACAACCUGUACUCGUUUGGCCUCGGCAAGAGAUCCAUGGACGUUUCAGAGAAUUCAAUUGAAGACGACGACGAUGACACUGAAGAAGAAUUCGAGCCCGACCUGGAGGAGGACGGAUCUAGCGAGGACCUGAGCGAAGUGAAGCGAGCUGCCGGCCCGUACGCGUUCGGCUUGGGCAAGCGGUUCGCCAAGAACCAGGCGUACAGCUUUGGACUCGGCAAACGGGCGUCCAAAUACAGUUUUGGCUUGGGCAAGCGACAACCGAGCGGUGGCCGACAGUACAGCUUUGGCCUGGGCAAACGGAACAGGCAAUACUCAUUCGGACUGGGCAAACGGGAAAUCUCGAAGGAAGAGCUGCAGGCGUACCAACAGGAGCAGAAAAAGUCCGCGGGGCGAAUGUACAACUUCGGGCUGGGCAAGCGGGCUCCAGCGGUCAGCAACUAAACCCUUCUCCAUUCGAUAGACAUUCCUGUUGUUCCUCUUCUUUAAUCUCCUCCUCCUCCUCUCUCCGUUUCCGUCGUUUUAACUGACAAAUAGAGCAUUUAACCAUUAUUAUUCGAUCGGUCCAUCAUAAUAGACGGACGGCGCAGCAUUGAUGUUAACCAAUGUUAACGACAGACACGUGAAUAAUUUUCCUGUGUGUAUCUAGUCUUAAAAACAUACAUGUUUCUCGACGCGCAUUGAGCUGGGUGCGUUGUUUCACACUGAUUGGGUAUUCGCGCCAAAGUUUAUGAAUUUGAAGACGAUGACUAAUAAUGCAUAUUUACUGGUGAUUGAGAGAGAAGUGAAAUAAAUGAUGUUCUAGUCUAUUUGAAAAAAGCAAACACGUACGAGUAUACUUAUCAUUCCUGAACCAUCAGCGUUGUGACCGCUUAUUUUUAUCAAAUAAACCAGAAUUGUUUCUGACCCCAGCA